AUGUAAAAAUACCAUCAAUAAGUAAAAUGUAAUCCUUUCCAGCACAAACUUUAUUAAUUUUUAUGGUUAGUGUGUUAACAAUAUAAGGUGUUUCUGAAUUACCAAUCGGUGUUUGUCCCCAUGUCCACAAUUUUCCUGAAUAAUCAAGACCGCAUGCAAGAUGAGAGGAAAGCGACACCUGCUUAAAAUCAGUUCCAAUUCUACUAGGAAUAGGUAAAAAGUAUAUCUUUGAAAUUCCAAGAGUGCCAAAAUGAUUUUUAUCUUCUCCAAAAGAAUACACUUACCCAGAAUACGAAAGUGCAAGAGUCACGUUCUUGUUUGUUGUGAUAUACCUUAUUUUUUCAUUCUUGAAAGGUAGCUAAUAAAAGGAAAGCUCAUAGCUGAUAUAAUAUAGGCACCCUGUUUCAGAGAGUAUCUAAAAUGA
This is a messenger RNA of Paramecium sonneborni, 424 nucleotides long. The record is from the annotation of a GenBank genome assembly. NCBI's taxonomy places the organism in Eukaryota, Ciliophora, Oligohymenophorea, Peniculida, Parameciidae.